This is a messenger RNA of Sardina pilchardus (European sardine), 3156 nucleotides long. RefSeq names its product transmembrane and coiled-coil domain protein 3-like. The record is from RefSeq and is a predicted model, not a curated record. The transcript has 4 exons. Gene Ontology annotation, cellular component: endomembrane system. The coding region runs from base 552 to 2030 and encodes 492 amino acids. NCBI's taxonomy places the organism in Eukaryota, Metazoa, Chordata, Actinopteri, Clupeiformes, Clupeidae.
UGUGUCUGUGUCUUUAUGUAUGUGUGAGGCAUAUCUACAUGGAAGCAUGACCACUGUUCAGCCACUGCCCCCUAAUCAUGAAUGGGCCGAUGACGACAUUUCACACUAAGGGAAUGUUCUCCAUCCUGGAGUCUCCAUCAGUUCAUCUGAAGCGUGAACACCAGCAUUAUUAAACACUAAUUUGCUGACGUCAGCGGCUCCUCAGACUCCUCUGACAACAGCUCCUUCUCACAAGCGUGAUUUGUUUUUUAAUUAAUCGGCAGAUUUCCAGAUCAGGAGUUGAGGGGGAAGGGGAGAGACUACAGAACGCAUUCUAAUCUAAUAAAGUGUAUCUAAUCUACCCCUCUUUUCUGUCUUUCUAUCUCUCUCUCUCUUUCUCUCUCUUUCUCUUUGCAUUUAUGUUUGCGGUCUGGAUUCAAUCCAGUCCAGCUCUGCCCUCAGCUGUCACUAUCUAAAUCCCUGAACUCCCACUGAACAUUUGGUUGCCUAAACAGACUGGGGGUAAAACUGCCCGGAUUGGCCCAGGUUAGGCGAGGUGAGAGAGAAAUGAGAUGGAGCAGGCCGACGGCGGCUACGUGCUGAGCAUCCCGGUUCCCCCCAUGCGCCGCGGCGGCUCCGACACGCACCUGGAGCUGGAGCGCAGCGCCUCGUCGGCCUCGUCCUACGCCGAGCUCUUCCCCGACUUCCGCCGCAGCCGCGCCAGCCUCAGCGGCCUGCAGCAGAAGGCGCUCAAGGUGACCGAGCAGCUGAAGAUCGAGCAGACAGCGCGCGACGCCAACGUGGCCGAGUACCUGAAGCUGGUCAACAGCGCCGACAAGCAGCAGGUGGCGCGCAUCCGCCAGGUGUUCGAGAAGAAGCACCAGAAGUCCACGCAGACCAUCGCCAACCUGCAGCGUAAGCUGGAGCAGUACCACCGCCGCAUGAAGGACUGCGAGGGGGGCAGCAGCGGCGGCCACAACACCUCCAACUCCUCGCCGUCCCCCCUCCGGCGAAACACGUCCGGCGUGUCCAACGCGUCCAGCAACGCCUCGCCGUCCAACGCGGUCAAGGACGACUCGCCCGGCAGCAAGCGCGAUCAGCAGCAGCAGCAGCAGCUGCGGGACAUGACGUCGGGCAGCGGGCGCCACCCGACGCUGGACAAGAUCCGCACCAUCGGGCCCGGCGUCUCGCUCUCGCCGCCCUUCUUCUUCAGCAAGCCGCGCGAGUUCGCCAACCUCAUCCGCAACAAGUUCGGCAGCGCCGACAACAUCGCCCACCUCAAGACCUCGCUGGACGUGCCCUCGGGCUUCCAGCAGGAGGGCGGCGAGGCCAGCCGGGCGCUCAGCAGCAGCGCCAACAUGGUGGACAAGCCCAAGUACCCCAGCGACGACGAGGAGUGCUCCACGGGCACCUCCGUGUCGGCCGACAGCAACGGGAACCCCCUCUCGGGGCCGGCCGACGGCCAGGAGCGCGUCGACCUCCUGCUGGAGGAGAUGCGGGAGAUCCGCGAGUCGCAGUCCAGCCUCGCCGAUGACAUGGAGGCCCUGAAGGACCAAUUCAAGAGCGACUAUGUUUUGCUCACACAGACGCUGCAGGAGGAGAAAUACAGAUAUGAGAGACUGGAGGAUCAACUGAACGACCUUACAGAGCUCCACCAGCAUGAGAUGGCCAAUCUGAAGCAGGUUCUGGCCAGCAUAGAGGAGAAGGUGGCCUACCAGGCAAAUGAGCGAGCCAGAGACCUCACGGAGGCGCUGGAGUCGUGCCAGACGCGCGUGUUCAAGCUGGAGCUCCAGCAGCAGCAGCAGCAGACGGUCCAGUGGGAGAGCGGCGGGGACGCGCGCGUGCUCCUGGGCCGCUGCAUCAACAUCCUGCUGGCGCUGGCCACCGUGGUGCUGGUGUGCGUCUCCACGGCGGCCAAGUUCACGGCGCCCAUGCUGCGCAGCCGGCUGCACGUGCUGGGCACCUCGCUCGGCCUGCUGCUGCUGGCCUUCUGCUGGAAGCACUGGGAGCAGCUGCAGUGCGCCGUGGAGCGCCUCCUGGUGCCCACCUGAGAGCACUGCGCUCUGCGGGGGGGCGGGGGGGCAGGGGGGAGGAAAAAGAAACGGUUGCACUCUGUUGGUCUUAUUAAGGAUUAUGGGGAUAGAUGGCGGCAUGAUGAAGGCAACAGCAAGCAGCGGUAUCGCCACCACUAAAGAAGAAAUGCCUCCUGUCCAGUCCAGAGAGUGCAGAAGGACAUCUGACCAGUGACUUGGACUGGACUGGGAGGAGGGUACACUUCCAGAACGCUCUUGUUGAAAGGGUUUUUAUGACACUGGCAUGAAUAAUGUGAUAGAGCUUUCUCUAUUUCUCUCUAACUCUUUUCUAUCCUGCUAACACUCACCGUUCUUAUCCUCUCUGUCUCCUCAUCUAUGUUCUCUCCUCUCUACUUUUGCCAGGAGUUGAGAUGUGUUAUUUUCUAGGGCAAGAUCGGAAGUGUCAGUAUGCAUCUGCGUUGACUGGACCAGUUGAGAAACGUGCAAUAUCGAUUACCUUUUUUUUAGACUUCUUUUUUAACUAACAUUAUGAUGGAAUUAUAUGCAUGUCUUUUUUUAAACUAUGUUUUAAAAAUCAAACAGUCAUGGAAACUACAUGGCAAAGAGACAGCCCCGAAGGGUUAGGUGGAUUUCCAGUCUGUUUGAAUGUUACUUAACAGGGGGGCUAACAUUAGCCUCAGGUGGUGCUGUGAAGAUCUCUUCUGUCCUUAUAUGGACACCUACUGGACUCAAACCUACAUUGCACGCAGUGGUGCGUCACAAGCUCACCCCACUAGGACGAAGAGAGAAAAGUACGCUUCAAAGCAAAGACAGUUUUUAAUACACUUCAAAGAAAAUACACUUCAAAGAUACUUUGUUUACUCUGGUCAACUCAUUAAACAACCUCUCCAGAGUAGACCAGCAGAAGUGUUUUAAGAUUUCGGAGCACCAGUAAACUGACCUUACGCACUGAAGCGGAGCUGUAACUUGUCACUACUGGUCAGGUGAAUGGCCUGACGUCUGUGAGAUGGAGAGCGGGCUUCCUGUGGAAACGUUUACUAUUACGACUGUGAUACAUUACCUCUGGACUGUUCAGGCCUGUGGAGUAUUUUUAUACAUCUCUGUGGAAAUUCAGAAUUAAAUAUAAGCCUAAUUUUUAAGCAAA